AUGCCUCGAGGGCGCACGCAGUACGGUGACUAUGGCUCCAUAGAUCGAGACCGCGAAGAAGUGAACCCGAACAGUCUAGAUUUUGUGGAGUUCAUCCAUAAGGAAAGAGUGACAUCGGAUCAAGCAGCAGUUGGAGCGAGCGUUGUGUCGAAGAAAACUGCUUUGAAUGGCGAAAAGAAGGCAAACGUGACGAACGGAAACAUGGUUAGCAAAUGA
Messenger RNA from Parastagonospora nodorum SN15, 216 nucleotides. RefSeq lists its product as hypothetical. The record is from RefSeq and is a predicted model, not a curated record. NCBI's taxonomy places the organism in Eukaryota, Fungi, Ascomycota, Dothideomycetes, Pleosporales, Phaeosphaeriaceae. The coding region runs from base 1 to 216 and encodes 71 amino acids. The transcript has 2 exons.